Carassius gibelio (silver crucian carp) is the source of this 2065-nucleotide messenger RNA. Its product is annotated as leukocyte elastase inhibitor. Gene Ontology annotation, molecular function: serine-type endopeptidase inhibitor activity. NCBI's taxonomy places the organism in Eukaryota, Metazoa, Chordata, Actinopteri, Cypriniformes, Cyprinidae. Gene Ontology annotation, biological process: negative regulation of endopeptidase activity. The transcript is spliced from 9 exons. Bases 175 to 1530 code for a protein of 451 amino acids. The record is from RefSeq and is a predicted model, not a curated record.
GUGAUGCAUCGUUUAUUUGAAAGACGCCCAAAAACAGACAAUUCAUUCACCUCAGACAGAAGGGAAAACUGCUAAUUAUUCUAGUUACAGCUUUUGUUGAACGCUGUUCGUUUUAGGUACUUUUAUGCCUGUCAUUUAAUAGAACAACCAGAUUUGAGAUAUUUGUGUGCAGCGAUGAAGAAGAUUUUACUGUUAUUUAAACUAUUGCUGUUUCUCACUGAGCUUGUGAAAAUGGAGCAGUUGUCUGCAGCAAACACACAGUUCUGUCUAAACCUGUUCAAGAAGAUCAGUGAAGGAGACGCAUCAGGAAAUGUGUUCUACUCUCCGAUCAGCAUCUCCUCAGCUCUGGCCAUGGUGUCGCUCGGAGCAAAAGGAAACACAGCGGCGCAGAUGUUUAAGGUCCUGAGUUUUACCAAUCCUCCCAAACCUGACGCAGUGACUCCAGCAUCUCAUCAACAAGCUCAGAAGCCCCAGAUUGCCUGCGGUGUCAAGGAUCAACAUGGACCUUCAAUGACACAACAAACCCAGAAGUUUGAGAAAUGUCCUGCUCAAGCGGCCCCAGGACAAAAGACUGAGGAUCAAAUUCAUUCCAGCUUCAACAAGCUCAUGAGUGAACUGAAGAAACCAGGAUCCCCGUAUGUGUUGACUCUCGCCAACCGUCUCUACGGAGAGCAAUCAUACCAGUUUGUGGAGAAAUUCCUUAAUGAUGCAAAAAGAUACUAUGAAGCUGGACUGGAGGAGGUGGACUUCAAGAAGAAACCAGACGCUACACGUGUCGACAUCAACAAAUGGGUGGAGAAAAACACUCAAGGGAAGAUCAAGGACUUGCUUCCAGAGAGAUCCAUCGAUGCGAUGACGAGACUUGUCUUGGUGAACGCCAUCUACUUCAAGGGGAACUGGAUGGAGAAAUUCCCAAUGGAAGCCACCAGAGAUGGACAGUUCAAGUUGAACAAGACUCAAACUAAACCAGUGAAGAUGAUGAAUCAAAACAAAAAGUUUCCUCUGGCCUUCAUCCCAGAGAUGGACAGUCAGGUUCUGGAGCUGCCGUAUGUUGGGAAGAAUCUCAGUAUGUUGAUCAUCCUUCCUAACGAGAUUCAAGAUGAAAUCACUGGCCUUCAGAAGCUUGAAAAGGCACUGAGCUACGAGAAGCUGAUGGAGUGGACCAAACCCAGCAAGAUGCAUCAACAAGAAGUUGAAGUAUCUCUGCCCAGAUUCAAGAUGGAGGAAACCUAUGACAUGAAGAGUCUUCUGAUCAGCAUGGGAAUGGAGGAUGUGUUUGAUGAGCAGAAGGUGAAUCUUUCAGGCAUGUCACCCAACAAUGAUCUGGUGGUUUCGAAGGUGAUUCAUAAAGCCUUUGUUGAAGUGAACGAGGAAGGAACCGUAGCAGCUGCAGCCACCGGCUUCACCGUGAGGCUGUUAUGUAGAAUCAGCCCAAAAAUCAUUUUUAACGCAGAUCAUCCAUUCCUCUUCUUCAUCCGUCAUAAUCCAACCAAGAGCAUUCUGUUUUACGGACGCUUCUGCUCUCCGUGAUCGAAUCCUGCUGCUUGAGACCCUUGCAGCUGAUUUAGUUGGUGAUCUGGUUAGAAUCAGUAGAGGAGACUCUGGACAACUGCUACUAAUUGUCAUCUUUUCUUUUUAUUUAGUUUAAAUUGAAGUAAUAAAUUAGACAUGAAAUUACAAAAACACAAAAUUACAAAAAUUACAAGUUAAAUUCACUAAACACACUACAACAGCUAUUGCUAUAAUAAGACUGUUAUGGCUCUUGAUGUGUUUGUAAUUGAAGAUAUUAAAUGCAGUACAGUUGUCCUGGUCUCAACCUAUUGAUAAUAAUAAGGAUGUUGUUGUUUAGCACGGGUCUCUACAUGUCAUAUAUGUCAUCAAAUGCAUCCUUUUACAUUAAGAAUUUGUGUUUUUCCAGAUUAUCUGUAUGCCAAAGCUAUAACACAAUAAAAAAACCUGUUUUGUUCGAAUUUUAAUUAAUUUAAUAAAAACAGCUAUUACAGGCAUGGUGUAAGAAACUCAAAUAGAUUCUGAGGGUUUUGCAGGAACAAGGUGACAUGAUGUG